AUGGAUGAUACUCUAUGUGGAAAAUUAGAUUACUUGAGGAAGCAUUUAUCCGAUGAAUUAAGAGGAAAGGCAGAAACUGAAUUUAAAAAGAUUGCAAAUUACAAAAAUUACUGCCCUAGUGAAAACUGCGAUACUAAUCUCGAUCAAAUUACGAUUGGAUUUUUAUGGUUACUUGAACAAUAUUUUACUAAAUAUCCAAUUAAAGGUGAUAAUGAAUAUAAUAUUGAACCAUUUUUUAUAUAUAUUAUUUUAUGGUUAAGUUACAAAUUAAAUCAAAGCUCAGAGAACAGUACCACCAAAAUAUACGAUUUUUAUACUAAAAAUGUAAUUAAUAAUACUAAAUAUGGUAAUUUUAUAAGUGAUUCCAAUAGAUAUACUAAUCUUAAGGAUUUCAUAGAUAAACAAAAAGAUUUGCUGAAUAUUAAUAUUAAAGAUUUGUCUAAUUUUUAUGAUGCAUCCAAAUUAAUAUGUAGUAUGUAUUCUAAUAAAGCAACGAAUAUAAAUAAGGAUGCACUGUUAAAUAAUGCGAAUGAAUUUGUUAAAAAAUAUCAAGAACUUAAUAGAGAUUCUAAUAAUAUUGAUGGCAGUUCAUAUAAACAAAUAUUGUCUGUUUUAUCAACUGAUUAUGAUAAUAUAAAAAAUAUAAGUACCAAUAUUACAUCUCUUCCAGAGAUAACAGCAAACGUUUCUGCACUAUCAUCUGGAGAUACAUCAAGUUCUUCGAUAGGAACCAAAUUAUUUACAGUUUUAUCGAUAUUUGGCGCAAUAGCAUUUUUUUUAGGAAUUUCUUAUAAGUAUUCGUUAUUUGGAUUUCGGAAACAAUUUCAAAAACAAAAAUUAAGAGAAAAACUAAAAAAUGUAAAGAAGAGAAUGAAUCAUUAA
This is a messenger RNA of Plasmodium yoelii, 882 nucleotides long. RefSeq names its product PIR protein. The record is from RefSeq and is a predicted model, not a curated record. NCBI's taxonomy places the organism in Eukaryota, Apicomplexa, Aconoidasida, Haemosporida, Plasmodiidae. The coding region runs from base 1 to 882 and encodes 293 amino acids. The transcript is spliced from 3 exons.